CUAUGGUUGUAGAUGAUGUGGAAAAAGAUAGUUUGCUCUUAUGUGAAAAGACGUUUUCAAAGAAAGGACUAUUACACUCCUGUAAAGAAGAAUGUCUGGAGAAAAACACUUCGCUCACGUUCACCCAGGAGAAUCUAGAGAAAACAACUUCACUCUCCUGUACUAAUCAGAACCCUGAGAACAGAAAAUCGGUCUUCUGUUUCCAGGAGUACCUGGAGAUAGGAAGUUUAUCCAGUACCCUGGAGAACAUGGAGAAAGGAGGUAUCCUCCAAAGCACUCAGGAGUGUCUGGAGAAAGGAAAUUUAUCCAGUACCCAGGAGUACCUUGAUAAAGGAAGUAAAGGAAGUAUCCUCCACUGUACCCAGAAGUACCUGGAGAAAGGAAGUAUCUUCCACUGUACCCAGGAUUGUCUGGAGAAAGGAAGUUUAUCCAGUACCCAGGAGUACCUUGAUAAAGGAAGUAUCCUCCACUGUACCCAGGAGUACCCGGAGAAAGGAAGUAUCCUCCACUGUACCCAGGAGUACCUGGAGAAAGGAAGUAUCCUACACUGUACCCAGGAUUGUCUACUCCCCUCAAUACCAGAGAAUCAAGAACUAAAGGAAACUAAAGCAGCGCUGUAUAAUAGAGAACAGGAGGAGGAGGACAGGAGAUUAAGAGAACUAGAAGAUGAAAAACAAAAACUUAAAUUAAAACAGGGAAUGCUUGAAAGUAUUUAUGUAUUUGUUGCGAUGGGACUCAUUAUUCUACUAGCAGUGCUCACAGUUGUUUUAAAGGUAACCCUGUUUCCUGAAAAGCUUGCGGGUGAUUUUACUCCACUUCCCCAACAUGUGCACAGCAUUAUCAAAUAUACAGGAAAUGGAUUUUUGCCUUGUAAGGGAUUUGUGCCUACCCCGGCCUGGUGUGAUUACAAGCCAUAUUCAGCCAAGUUGCAGCGACCCUACUGAUGUUAAGUAUGUUCUUGUGAAUGUAUAUAUUUAUAUUGUAUCUACAUAAUUAUUUAUUUCUAUCAAAUACAUCUAAUACAAAAACUGUAUAAAACUCAGUAUUCAAAGUUUUAUGAGUUGAAAUGAUUCAGAAGUACAGGGUGUCCUGAUAAUAAUGGGAAAUUCGUUUUGAAUCUAGAAAAUAAAAAAAGACAGUGAAAAUUAGAUUUUUAAAAUUUGGGCCACCCUCUUUUUUAUCUUUAAAAACUAAGAAGUUAUAAAAAGUGUUUUAUUGAAUAAAAGUUAAAAUUGUGCAAUCUUAUUAAUAUCUCGAUCAGUUUUAAAGGUACAAAAAGGCGAAUCAUGCAUGUAGGAAAGGCACUAACUACACUUGCCACAAAAUCUUAUUAUUGAAUCCCUAUAUUUUUUUAUAACAAGGAUGCAGCCAUUGAUAUUUUAAACUUUGG
Eurytemora carolleeae is the source of this 1390-nucleotide messenger RNA. RefSeq lists its product as uncharacterized. Bases 3 to 944 code for a protein of 313 amino acids. The record is from RefSeq and is a predicted model, not a curated record. The transcript has 6 exons. NCBI's taxonomy places the organism in Eukaryota, Metazoa, Arthropoda, Copepoda, Calanoida, Temoridae.